Pongo pygmaeus (Bornean orangutan) is the source of this 2918-nucleotide messenger RNA. RefSeq names its product histidine triad nucleotide binding protein 1 (gene HINT1). The coding region runs from base 157 to 537 and encodes 126 amino acids. Gene Ontology annotation, molecular function: catalytic activity. The record is from RefSeq and is a predicted model, not a curated record. The transcript has 3 exons. NCBI's taxonomy places the organism in Eukaryota, Metazoa, Chordata, Mammalia, Primates, Hominidae.
AGCCCAGGUCGCCAGUGCGCACGCGCAAGAUUAGGUGGGGCGCCAGAGCCGGGGCACCUGCGCAGGCUUGGCUGCGCCCUCUCGCGCCGCACGCUCAGCGGGUUCCUCACUCCUCCCGAGCCUCUCCUCUGGCCGCCGCGCGGGAGAGAGGCCGAGAUGGCAGAUGAGAUUGCCAAGGCUCAGGUCGCUCGGCCUGGUGGCGACACGAUCUUCGGGAAGAUCAUCCGCAAGGAAAUACCAGCCAAAAUCAUUUUUGAGGAUGACCGGUGCCUUGCUUUCCAUGACAUUUCCCCUCAAGCACCAACACAUUUUCUGGUGAUACCCAAGAAACAUAUAUCCCAGAUUUCUGCAGCAGAAGAUGAUGAUGAAAGUCUUCUUGGACACUUAAUGAUUGUUGGCAAGAAAUGUGCUGCUGAUCUGGGCCUGAAUAAGGGUUAUCGAAUGGUAGUGAAUGAAGGUUCAGAUGGUGGACAGUCUGUCUAUCAUGUUCAUCUCCAUGUUCUUGGAGGUCGGCAGAUGCAUUGGCCUCCUGGUUAAGCACGUUUUGGGGAUAAUUUUCUCUUCUCUAGGCAAUGAUUAAGUUAGGCAAGUUGCAGUAUGUUAAGUAACACACUUAUUUUUGCCUGUGUAUGGAGAGAUUCAAGAAAUAAUUUUAAAGCCGCAUACAUAAUAAAAGACAUUGUUGCAUGGCUUAUAGUCUCGCUGAAUGUUGCAUUUGAUUGUUAUUUUAAAAAUAUAUUUGUUGGAAUAUGUGAAGGUGGGUUUAUAAUUUUGGACGUUUCUUGCUUUUUCUUCCCAAGGAGGACUCAACAUAUGAACAUUGCAUUGUUUUAAUGGUGUUACUAGUCUUUGAAGACAAAUAAUGAGAGUUUAUAAAUUUAGCUUUAACUUUGAAAUAUCUUUCCAGGCUAAAAUAGGUCCAACUUAGAUUUUUAAACUAAUUCUCACAUUUUCUAAGAACAUUGGAAAUUGACCAUUUUGGGUUUAGAAACAGUGCUUUAUGUUCAGCCCACAUUGCCCCUGGACUCUGGGCGUAAUUUGGAAGGGAUGAAAGUAGGUUUGUGACAUAAUCUUUGAUGACCAUGUGAAGCCAUACAUUGGUAUUUCCUUGCUAUUUAAACUCCAUCUGAAUAUUUAUUAUAAAGACUUGAAAACAUUUUACGUAUAAUUCAUUUUUCCAAUUGAAACCCCACUGUUCUAAAUGUGUAUGCUCACAUUAAUAAACAUAUUUAAGUUGUGCACAAAUCUGGCUACGUCAUAUAGAGUAGGAAAGGGAACUUGUCAGGGUCUGAGUUUUCAUGUAGACUGACAACCAACCUUUUGUUUUUAGUCUCACCAUGUACCCUGGCCUUUCUAAGGUUCUGUUUUUUUUAAUUUUUUUUUUUUUUUUUUUUGAGACGGCGUCUUGCUGUUUCACCCAGGCUGCAGUGCAGUGGUGUGAUCUCAGCUCAAUGCAACCUCCACCUCCUGGGUUCAAGUGAUUCUGCCUCACCCAGCCUCCCGAGUAGCUGGGAUUACUGGUGUGUGCCACCAUGCCUGGCUAAUUUUUGUAUUUUUGGUAGAGAUGGGGUUUCACUAUGUUGGCCAGGCUGGUCUCGAACUCCUGAGCUCAGGUGAUCUGCCCACCUUGGCCUCCCAAAGUGCUGGGAUUACAGGUGUGAGCCACCACUCCCGGCCUCUAAGGUUCUAUUUAAUACAAGGUUAAUAGCUUUGCUUUUUUGCUUUUCUUUGUGUGGGCACUUUCCAGCUUCCAAAAUUUAAUAAUUUUUUUUUGUUUCUUCUCCCAUUCUCUUCAUACUUACAGGUUUUUUCCUUUUUUUUUUUUUUUUUUGUGAGACAGAGUCAUCCUGUCAUCCAAGCUGGAGUACAGUGGCACGAUCUUGGCUCACUGCAAUUUCCGCCUCCCAGGUUCAAGCAAUUCUCCUGCCUCGGCCUCCCAAGUAGCUGGGACUACAGGCGCACACCACCAUGCCUAGCUAAUUUUUGUAUUUUUAGCAGGGAUGGGGUUUCACCAUGUUGGCCAGGCUGGUCUCGAACUCCUGACCUCAGGUGAUGCACCCACCUUGGCCUCCCAAAGUGUCAGGAUUACAGGUGUGAGCCACUGUGACCAGCCUUCCAUUUUUAAUCUCUAAAAAGAUUGUUGUAGGAUUUUGACACAUUUAAUUGAAAGUUGUUUUUCUUAAAAUUUUAUUUCCUGUUAGUGAUUUUUUAAAAUAGUUUUUUUUUUUUUUGGAGGUGGGGAGACGAGGGAAAUUGGCUCUUUAUGUGCAACACAUAAUUUUUUCCCAAUUUGUCAUUUGUCCCCUUACUUUGUUUAUGGUGUUUAAAAUGUUUAUAUAGUUAAUAUAUCCAUCUUAAAUUUAUUUCAUAAGCCUUUCCCACCCUAAGAGGAUUUUAAAAUAUUAUUCUUUUUUUUCCUAGUACUUUUUUUUUGAGACUGAGUCUCGCUCUUGUUGCCCAGGCUGGAGUGCAAUGGUGCAGUCUCAACUCACUGCAACCUCUGCCUCCCAGGUUCAAGCAUUUCUCCUGCCUCAGCCUCCUGAGUAGCUGGGAUUACAGGCAUGUGCCACCACGCCCGGCUAAUUUUGUAUUUUUAGUAGAGACGGGGUUUCUCCUUGUUCAUCAGGCUGGUUUCGAACUCCCGACCUCAGGUGAUCCACCCGCUUCGGCCCCCGAAAAUGUUGGGAUUACAGGCGUGAGCCACUGCGCCCGGCCUUUCCUAGUACUUUUAUGACUUUACAUUUUAUGUUGAGGGAAGGUGUAGGGAGGAGUUUUGGAGGGAUUUGUGCCACAGUAAAGAAUGAAGUAAUGAGAUGCAUUUGUAUUAUGUAUAAGAGGGUUGGCUGGGCUUUUAUCAUGCAUAUUGUCUUUACCACUGAUUUAGUUAAGCUGAUGUUAAUAAAUCAGGUAGACAACCA